CAGAAAACAGAAAAAAAGAAAAAAUUAUGUACACACAGAAAGGAGGGAGACACUCUUUACCUUGAACUUAGAUGUGGAGACCAGAUCUGCAAGCAAACCUACAAAAGAACUGCUUGAACUAUUGUGUUUAACUGAAAUCCUAGCGUGUUUAUUGAAGAAUAACAACAUAUGAUUUCAGCAUUAAACAGUUCUCAGUCAAGCCAACAUAACAUUAUAAAAUUGGGGAAAGCUUACUGAACAACCUACAGUAGGCCUACAUUCUAUAGGAUCCCAAGUGUCUCCAAAAUAUUUUUUGCGAAGAGUCAAAAAUCUGUCACUUUUCUUAUUUGUAGCAACAACUUUGUUUCAAUGAAAUAAAAAUUGUUUCAAUAAAAAAUACCACACAGAAAAUGGCAUACAUUUGAUACAUUUAUUAUAAGUGCUACAGCUAUUAGCCUAAUUAUUGCUUUGAGAUCAAAGGGCUGAUGUUAUCUUGUAAUAAAUGAAACUUCUCUUCGUUUUGAUUUAAAGAUCUAUAAGAAAUAUUUAAAUAUGGGAGACUGAGACGGCACGGUUUCAAAUGUUGUGCAAUUGUGUCAACUAACCCCAACACAACAAUAGUUUCUUUCUACACAGUUUGAAGGAAGCAACAAACAGAAAUACUGACUUGUAACUUUCCCGUAUGAUAUUAUCAUAUUUCUACAUUCUUUAUCUUGACUGACAUUCGCUCCGCAUCAGUAGGAGGCGCUCACAUGGCUAAAAUAAACACAGACGCCGUCACUACAACGUGAAGAACACACAGUUCGCGCCAUUUUUGUAAUGCCUAAAAGCACAGAGUUGAACUUAAGCUUAUUUACCUACUGAAGAUGGAUGAGGACGAGGCACAAAAACAGAGGCUUAAAGCUGCUGUGCACUACACUGUCGGCCGUCUCUGUCAAGACAUCGCCGCUGACUGCGAGAAACAAAUCACUAAACAGACAAUAGCAGCUAUCGCAGAGACUGCGUUCAGACAGUGCGAUAUAUUUGCCAAGGACUUGGAAGCGUUUGCGAGGCAUGCUAAACGACACACAGUUACAGUGGAUGAUGUGAAGCUGACAGCGAGGAGAACCACUGCACUGUACAACUACAUUCAGCAGAAAAGUGAAGAACUGGCUUUGAACAACCAAGAACUGAAGGAGAAGAGGAAGAAGAAUGCUGCCAAGAGGAAGAGUAAAGACAUGGAAGCUGAGGAGGAGAAUGAGCUUGAAGACUGAACAAAAUAAAUGUACAAAUCCUCAUUAUUGAAAUUUGAGUUUUAGAGAGUACUUGGUUUUUGCAUGUAGUAAUAAAAUAGCUGUGCAUAUAUUUGUACAUAAAUCACAUUCAAUACUAAACACCAAUAAUUUUUUUACUCAAACAUGGGUUCAUUUGUGUUUUAUUGUAAUAAAGAAUUCUGUAAACAUCUCUUUGUUGGGAAUAUAAAGUGCUAUGAAACAAUACAGAUUUUUAGAUUCAUACAAUUUAAAAACAUGGACCUGGAAAAAAAAGACUUUAACCUGCAUUUGGCUGCAUUUUAAUAUGAUGAGCUGCUUUCUCGAAACCAGAUCAAGCCUAAUACAGAUUGAAAUGUACUGGGCUUGAACGGUUCUGAGAAAAGCACUCAUCCUGAAGCAUCUAUUAAAUUCUGCUAGAGUCUACCGUGUCCAUGGCUGUUACCAGAGAUGCAGAACCACAGCAUCCUCCAUCUUCCUCCAUCCCCAAACGGACUUCCCGCCUGGGUUUCAGUUGCGGCCAGCCAUAUUCCAGGCUCCUAAACGUGUGAAUUCAAUUAGUAGUGUGGUAUUUGCUCUCAAAUAUCACGUGACAAACCAGUAUGAGAAAACGGCAAUCUAUUCAAAUUAGUUUUAUUGAAGCACUCCCUUCAUUUGACAAGUCAUAUAAAAUGCCUUUGAAAACACUGAGUGACGUUAUCUAGAAGGAAACUCCACAGACAUCCACAGCACUCAACAUACAGGUCGCACUUACACCAUCACUCAUGAUUUCCCCCUCAGUGUCCACUGAAGAUGUCAUCCACAUCAAAGUUCACACUUACAGGUCAAGUUACAAGGAAAUAAAGCACACACACCAUACAGCAUUCAGAUGGGAUUAUAGAAGCAAGACAAAGAAUGCAUCAUCAACAUCAUCAUCACAACAUUCCACUAACUAUAUAAGCACAUUGUCAGUAUACUAAAGGGGAAAAGCAAAACGGGGGAUCUAGGGAGAC
Molecule: messenger RNA, 2221 nt
Organism: Cyprinus carpio (common carp)
Lineage: Eukaryota; Metazoa; Chordata; Actinopteri; Cypriniformes; Cyprinidae
Gene: cenps
Product: centromere protein S
Exons: 6
Coding region: 846-1232 (128 amino acids)
Biological process (GO): replication fork processing; resolution of meiotic recombination intermediates
Cellular component (GO): Fanconi anaemia nuclear complex; FANCM-MHF complex
Molecular function (GO): chromatin binding; protein heterodimerization activity
Source: RefSeq, a predicted model, not a curated record